This is a messenger RNA of Arctia plantaginis, 1935 nucleotides long. The record is from the annotation of a GenBank genome assembly. NCBI's taxonomy places the organism in Eukaryota, Metazoa, Arthropoda, Insecta, Lepidoptera, Erebidae.
AUGUCAAACACAGUCGGCUCGUCGGGGCCUGCUCCCGGCAAAAUACGUGGACCUGGAAGACCACCGAAACGUACUUGCACUUGGUGUGCUGAAAGUAAAACACCUCUUAAGUAUAUAUUACCUACAGAGAAUGGGAAAAAGGAGUUCUGUUCUGAAACUUGUUUGUCAGAGUUCAGACAGGCUUACAGCAAAGGCGCUUGUCUUCAUUGUGACAAUGUUAUUCGAGGAAAUGCACCUUCUGGUAGCAAGAAUUUUUGUUCUACGUACUGUUUAAAUAAAUAUCAAAAGAAAAACGAAAAACGGACUAUUUCGCCACAAUCUGGUAAUGGAGCAAAUGGAUCAGAGAAUCAUUCAAAUAAUAAUUCCACAGGUUCAUUUUAUGAUAUUUAUCAAGCUUUCGAUUGGAAUGAAUAUAUGAAAGACACAAACAGCACAGCAGCACCCCAAGAAUGUUUUAAGCAGGCCCCUGUACCACCUGUAAACGAUUUUAAAGUAGGAAUGAAAUUAGAGGCUUUAGACCCUCGAAAUUUAACAUCAACAUGUAUUGCUACCGUUGUGGGAGUACUUGGACCACGUUUGAGGCUAAGGCUUGAUGGUAGUGAUAAUAAAAAUGAUUUCUGGCGUCUGGUUGAUGCAGGUGACAUACAUCCUAUUGGUCACUGUGAAAAAAAUGAUGGAAUGUUGCAGCCUCCACUGGGUUUUCGUAUGAAUGCCAGUAGCUGGCCCAUGUUCUUGCUCAAAACUCUUAAUGGAGCUGAAAUGGCACCACCCAAAAUAUUUCAGCCAGAACCUCCUACACCAAAAUCUAAUCUGUUUGUUGUUGGUCAAAAAUUAGAAGCUGUUGACAAGAAAAAUUCACAACUUAUUUGUUGUGCUACAGUUGGAGCAGUGAAGAAUGAUCAGAUUCAUGUAACAUUUGAUGGCUGGAGAGGAGCUUUUGAUUAUUGGUGUAGGUAUGACUCCAGGGAUAUAUUCCCUGUAGGUUGGUGUGCUAGGGCAGGACACAAUCUUCAACCUCCAGGUCAGAAAAGUGCUGUUACUCCAUCAAGAUUUAAAUUACGACCAAGUGGAAUGCCUAAUCCUGCUCUUCCAGAAGGAGGGUCAACUGGGGGUGGCAACUCUAACAGUUCUGCUACAUCUACCCCAGUGCCUUUAGUUUGUCUUCGUAUCCGUAGCAGCUGUUCUGGAGGGAGUAGUUCCUUGCCAAGUGCUGUUGCAGCCACUGGGCCCUCAGGUGUUGCAGAAGCACUUGUGAAAGAGUUGCUUAGUGUUCAUCCAGAUCCACAAAGGUUGACAAGAGCAAUACUCACUGCAUCUAGUAGCUAUUCUAAUAUAACCAAUGUCCAGGUAACAUCUGGAAGUAAAAAUUAUACUGUGAAAGUCCCAACAGAGUUAACUAUAGAUAACCUUAAGAAUUGGUUAAAAGCGGUGUGUAAUGGUGUAGGCUGUUGCAUUGGCAUGAUAGAAAUUGACACAGGAGAAGUUGCAGGCAGGCCUUGCACUCUUUGUGGAGAAUCUACAUCAAACAAUGUAUCAUCCAAUAAAGAAUCAUCUGGCGUUAAAAGGCCCAAUACUGAAGAAUUAGCCGGUAGCAGCGUAAACGGUUCUGAGUCGUGCUCGAGCGGUAAGAUGGCGCGGGUGUCGCCGGAGCGGCCGGAGCCCGCGUCGUCCACGACGGGCGCGCCGCCGCCGCCCGCUCCCGGCGCGCCGCCCGCCGACUGGUCGGUGGAGGACGUCAUCGGCUUCAUCGCCGCGGCCGACCAGGCGCUAGCUGCACACGCUGACUUGUUUAGGAAACACGAGAUAGACGGAAAGGCGUUAUUGCUGCUUAACUCCGAUAUGAUGAUGAAAUAUAUGGGUUUGAAACUGGGCCCAGCUCUGAAAAUAUGUAAUUUGGUAUCUAAAAUAAAAAGUCGUCGACAUUACAGCACAUAA